AUGACAGAGUCAAAGAGAGUAUCUGAUAUUGAAGACCAGAAAAGCAUGGUGAAGCCCGCCCCGAAACUAGAUGCCAAGAAGACAAAGCCUACGCGUAGCCCGAAUCCUAUGUGGAAGUAUAUGGGAUUUGGGGAAAAUUUCCAGCCCCGGCUACCCUCGCGAAACUGGAUGAUUUUUCUCUCACUCUCCGGGUCCUUUAUAGCUGCAGUAGUCUACGACAAGAGAGAAAAAAAACGGCAUCAGAGGAAAUGGUGCAAACUGGUCGAGCAUGUAGCUACGGAGCCCUUGCACCCUAGAGCCAUGCCGCGCAAACUGUCGAUUUUCCUAGAGGCCCCGCCAAGUGACGGCCUCCGAGUCGCACAAGAUCAUUUCAAAGAGUACGUCAAGCCAAUCCUCGUCUCAUCUGGCUUAGAUUGGGAAUUUGUACAGGGCCGAAAAGAGGGUGAUAUCCGUGCUGAGGUCGCAAGUCGGAUCAGAAAUGCUCGUACACAUUCAGGCCGGAUGACAGGUGACGAUGACAUAAGUCGACUACGCGCAAAGAAUGGCAUUGCGGACUUUGAAGGUCCUGCAGGAGAUAUAGUUAUUGGACGGCAUACUUGGAAAGAGUAUGUCCGUGGUGUGCACGAAGGUUGGCUAGGACCUCUUACCAAGCCAGAUACAUCACCUAUGGAAGAAUCAUUGCAACAGCAAACAGAAAUUGACUCUAUUAAUUCCACACUUGAUCCGUCUUCCGACUCAGAAACUACAAUACAUAAAACCUCGGACCAGGCAGCUCCAGCAUCUGCCUCGCUCGUCAAAACAGACGAGGUUCAAACCACUCUACUACCACCUGCUGCCUUCAUCCAACCCUGUUCUUAUUCAAGCUCCUGUACCCCCUCCGAACUUCCCAUCGAGCUAGAUCCUUCAGUACCAAUCCCACUUGUUCACAUACUCGGCUUCCUCAAUACCCCCAGACGCCUCUAUAGAUUUCUUAAUCGACGUGCACUAGCCGAUGAAAUUGGUCGAGAGACUGCCGCUGUCGUUUUAUCCAAUUACCGACCUUAUCACGUGAGCUCAGUAACUGACUUGUCUACACCUAGCCCAUCAGAUCAGAUCUCGACUCAAGUUGAUUCGGGUAUAAUGGAACAUUCCACACAAAUCGCCGAACAACAGUUAGCUCUUGAGGGUGAAGAAAAGGAGUGGCAUAAAUCGGUUUGGGUGCGUGCAGAUGGCGAACCUGAGCGCACGUGGUUAGAACCAGUUAGACUUGACCCAAGGAUUUCAAGUCGAAUGCGCAGAUUUGAGCUGAGUCAAGAUGAUGAAUUAAGAGCUAAAAAAAUCCAUGUUCCCGAAGUAGAAAUUGAAGGUUGGAUUAAAGGUCGUGUAAGGAAAAUUUGGGAGACUGGAAAAGCAUUUUUUGUUUCUAGAGAGGCCUAA
Molecule: messenger RNA, 1416 nt
Organism: Blumeria graminis f. sp. triticale
Lineage: Eukaryota; Fungi; Ascomycota; Leotiomycetes; Helotiales; Erysiphaceae
Source: the annotation of a GenBank genome assembly